Messenger RNA from Zasmidium cellare ATCC 36951, 789 nucleotides. RefSeq lists its product as uncharacterized. Lineage: Eukaryota; Fungi; Ascomycota; Dothideomycetes; Mycosphaerellales; Mycosphaerellaceae. The transcript has 4 exons. Gene Ontology annotation, biological process: ubiquitin-dependent protein catabolic process. The record is from RefSeq and is a predicted model, not a curated record. Bases 1 to 789 code for a protein of 262 amino acids. Gene Ontology annotation, cellular component: cytosol; proteasome core complex; proteasome core complex, alpha-subunit complex.
AUGUCUCGGCGCUACGAUAGCCGUACGACCAUCUUCUCCCCCGAAGGCCGGUUAUACCAGGUCGAAUACGCCCUCGAGGCCAUCUCACAUGCCGGUACCGCCCUUGGCAUUCUAGCCACCGAUGGCAUCGUCCUUGCAGCAGAGCGGAAGGUCACGAGCAAACUGUUGGAGCAAGAUACGAGCGCAGAGAAGCUGUACAUCCUGAACGACAACAUGAUCACCGCAGUCGCAGGCAUGACCGCUGACGCCAACAUCCUCAUCAACUACGCCCGACAAGCCGCCCAACGCUACCUCCUCACAUACAAUGCCGACAUUCCAUGCGAGCAGCUCGUGCGACGACUAUGCGAUCUCAAGCAAGGCUACACGCAACACGGUGGUCUGCGACCUUUCGGUGUCUCCUUCAUCUACGCAGGCUGGGAUAACCAGCGGCAAUUCCAGCUCUACCAGUCGAACCCGUCAGGAAACUACACUGGGUGGAAGGCAACCAGUGUCGGUGCCAACAACGCGAGUGCGCAGUCGUUGCUCAAGCAGGACUACAACGAGGAGUGCAAUCUGAAGCAGGCGUGCGAGUUGGCAGUCAAGGUGUUGUCCAAGACCAUGGACAGCACGAAGCUGUCAAGUGAGAAGAUCGAGUUUGCGACGGUGGGGCGGACAGAGAAGGGUACCAUCUACCACCACUUGUGGUCGCCAGAUGAGAUCGACACCCUUCUGAAGGAGCACGGAUUGGCGAAGCAGGACGAGGAGCCCGAGCCAUCAAGCGGUGGCGACCCGUAUGUACUCAUAAGUUGA